This is a messenger RNA of Phaeodactylum tricornutum CCAP 1055/1, 1719 nucleotides long. RefSeq lists its product with no specific name. The record is from RefSeq and is a predicted model, not a curated record. NCBI's taxonomy places the organism in Eukaryota, Bacillariophyta, Bacillariophyceae, Surirellales, Neidiaceae. The transcript has 2 exons. The coding region runs from base 1 to 1719 and encodes 572 amino acids.
AUGCUUUCCGCCGAAGCGGAGCAGUAUGUCAAGCGACAUGACAAAGACGAAUGGUAUUACAGAAAGAAUUCAAUAAUGAUAGGUAGUGCGCGGGCUCUUGGCCGUCGUCAAGCAACCGUGCCAAAAACUGCGUAUACCCACUUUUUGCAAAAACGAUGGCGUGAAAUGUUGACGAAAUUCAACGGUGCGCGAAAAAACGUGAAUUCGCGCCUUGGUGACAAUGACGGCUGUUUUACAGUUGGUAGGAUUGUCGAUUCACAUUCGACCCACGGUCAAGAAUUUUUUAGAGGUUUUGCUGUCUUAAGGAUGAGACAACGCCUCUCUGCGAUUAUUGUAGUAGCAGUACUGCCUCUUCGAAUUUUGUUGCAUGUGAGCGGCGUCGAAGCCAUAAACAUUGGGAACGUUGCAUCAGCUCGUCGAGGACCCUCCCCAGUGCGCGGAAGUCGUCGGGACCUUGUCAGAAUCUUGACAAAUUCAUCCACCCCGUAUAGCAAUGCUGAAAAGGAUAGACCGGAAAAGGGAAAUCCAGAGUGUGACGACUAUUGGUGGAGUUACCAAGGGAACAACGGAACAAGUUUGCCCUGUAGAGAUCCAGUAGCGGACGCUGAACAACUCCCGGGCGAGGGAGGCGUCGGUGGCAGCGACGGCGAUGGUAUCGAAGGCGAGGAUUCUGGCGAGAAUGGGGAAGGCAUAGUUACACAAGCACCCUCAGACACAGAUUUCGGCGGCUCAGACGGUCCAACCGGAGUAUCUACUGUUUCGAAUGACGUUCAAAUAACGCUAUACGCUGCUUUACGUCCUAGGCAACCAAGUGUUGGCCAUACGAUCAUUUGGGUGACUACCCAUUUUCUGAAUACCACCAUGGCAAAAGACAAUUACAUGUUUGCGAUACCGCAGCGUCAAGACAAUGACGGCAAUCUGGAUGAUCGAAGCUUAUUGAGCACAAAUAAUACACGUGCUCAAGUCGCGGGUUUCUUAUUGAUCCAUGACUACACCAGUUCAAAAGUGGUCCAUAAGCGUGAGUCUCGUUGGUGGUGGCAGUAUAACAUAACCUAUCAUUGCUACUGGCCAGAAGGAACAGAGGCAGUUACUGACGCGUCCAUUCUAUCUUCGGUGGACCAACAAAUCAAAGAUGUACUGUUCUCAGCAAUCAAUAGUAGGUUGUUUCAACAGUGGAUGGACGACGAAACGCACGACGAUUUCAUCCAGGUAUGGUAUUCGUUUCACCAGAUUGAAGGUGCUACUGCUGAGCCGCCCGUUGACGAGAAUCCAAUUCCAUCACCUCCCCAGACUCCAAUCGGAAAGCCCACUCAGGCACCAAGUAUUUCGGAUGGUAAACUACGGGAUGUAGGCUCCUUUACGACUCCAUUGGAUCAAAAGGACUGGGACUGGCGCAGGUAUCUAGGGCUGGGACUUUUCGUCGGAACAUUAUUUGGAACGCUCGUUUUGACUCAAUUGGCCGCUUACCGACAUCGACUGAUUACUCGAAAGGAAUACUGGGGUAACAUUGGGACUGAAAGGGGUGUGAAUGAAAUUUUAAAUCUAGGCUGGAAAGUGCGAGGCGGAAACUUGGAGGUGUAUGACAAGGCUGGGGUAGGGUAUCGAGAUGAUGAUUCAAUUUUGAUCGGUGGCUACGAGCAGAAACAAGUUGUGGGCGCCGAGAUUACAGUAACACUCCCAUCAUCGGAGACGACACCCGACAAAACGCAUGGAAGCUAA